This is a messenger RNA of Cajanus cajan (pigeon pea), 1906 nucleotides long. RefSeq names its product Nucleotidyltransferase family protein (gene HESO1). Lineage: Eukaryota; Viridiplantae; Streptophyta; Magnoliopsida; Fabales; Fabaceae. The record is from RefSeq and is a predicted model, not a curated record. Gene Ontology annotation, molecular function: RNA uridylyltransferase activity.
CACUAUUCGCAGAUUCAGUGUCUUAAAAAGUUGCAUUGCGUAAUAAUUCGAAGUAGAAAACCCCUCCCCCUAAGUUUGCUCACUGCUACUUCAUACUCACUCCCAAGUUUCCUCCUUUCUCGCAAUAAACAAUGCCAACGUAAUUGCUAUCACCUGUGCAACAAGAUUUUGAAGGAGUUUAUGGAUUAUCAAUUAAGAAAAAUAGUUUUAAUUUCUCACAGCCUUUUGUUGAAAACCAUUAUUGCAGCUGCCUCAUCGAUACAUCUACUACAACUCAGAGUUAUUGAGGGGCAAAAAUGAGUACAUAUAGUAUGUUGGAUAUUGUUUUAAAUCAUAUACUUCGGGUGGUCACACCAUUACAAGAAGAUUGGGAGAUACGGUUUGCAAUUAUUAAUGAUUUAAGAAGCAUUGUUGAAUCCGUGGAAAGCCUGAGAGGAGCAACUGUUGAGCCAUUUGGGUCAUUUGUAUCUAGUCUCUUCACACGAUGGGGUGACUUGGAUAUUUCAAUUGAGCUAUCAAAUGGUUUGCAUAUUUCAUGUGCUGGGAAAAAGCAAAAACAGACUUUAUUGGGGGAUCUUUUAAAAGCUUUGAGAAUGAGAGGUGGGUGGAGCAACUUGCAGUUUAUCUCCAAUGCACGAGUUCCCAUUUUAAAAUUUAAAAGCAACCAGCAGGGUGUAUCUUGUGACAUUUCAAUUAAUAACCUGCCCGGUCAAAUGAAAUCUAAGAUUUUGCUUUGGAUCAGCAAGAUAGAUGGCCGCUUUCAUGAUCUGGUUUUACUGGUCAAGGAAUGGGCCAAAGCACAUAAAAUCAAUAGCUCUAAAACUGGAACUUUCAACUCCUAUUCCCUCAGUUUACUUGUUUUAUUUCAUUUUCAGACAUGUGUUCCUGCAAUUUUACCACCACUUAAAGAAAUAUACCCUGGCAAUAUGGUUGAUGAUCUAAGAGGUGUUAGAGCUGAUGCAGAGAAUCUUAUUGCAGAAACAUGUGAUGCUAAUAUAAAUCGGAUCAUAUCAGACAGAUCAAGGUCAAUUAACCGAAAAUCUUUGCCUGAACUUUUUGUUGAAUUCCUAAGGAAGUUUGCUCAGAUGGAUUCAUGGGCAUCGGAGCUAGGAAUAUGCCCGCAUACUGGUCAAUGGGAACAGAUAAAGAACAACAUGAGAUGGCUACCCCAGACUUAUGCAAUAUUUGUUGAGGAUCCUUUUGAGCAGCCACAAAAUACUGCGAGAUCUGUCAGUGCAGGACAGCUGAAGAAGAUAUCUGAGGCAUUUUUAAGGACGUACAGCUUGCUUAUCUCAAAAAAUCAGAAUCAAAAUUCACUUUUGGCCACCUUAGCACCACCAUAUGUAUUAAGAUGUCUCACAAAACCUCCCAACAGAAAUUACAACGGUCCUAUCAGAAAUUACAGUGGAGGUUACUUUCAACGAACGCAACCACAAGUGCAGAGAUUCAUACGCCCACCACCGCCAUUGCAACGUCAUGUUCAAAAUGCCAGUCAAGGAACAAGCUCCAAUGGUUCAUCGUCAAAAGGACCGGUGCAGGCACAGGCACAGGUGCAAAAUGCCAGUCACGGAACAAGCUCCAACAGUCUGUCGUCAAAAGGACAGGUGCAGUUGCAGGCACAGGGACAGGCGCAAAUAUGGAGGCCAAAGAGUCAAAAGGAAUCUCUAUAGCACUGAGAACAACAUGGUUUUAGCUUCAGCAGGUUUUGACUAUUGCCUUUCAGUUUACUUGUUAAUGUCAAGUGAUUGGAAGAAAUGGGAUUUUGAUUUUUUUUUUGCCCUUGGGAAUCAGUAAGUGAUUAACCGUGUUUGGUGGGCAUUAUCUUAUUAUAACUCUGAUGUACUUGUGGUAACAUUCGGAAGGUGCAACUUUGCAUAUGAAUCAGAUAAGUUGAUUUGUUCGUUUA